AUGGAGUCACUUACCGAGCCCGUCAAGCACGCCGCCGUCGACGCCGAGCAGGGCGAGGAGCAGCCGGCGGCCAAGCGCGCACGGACGACCGAUGCGCGGGACUCACAGCACGGCGUUGCGCCGGUGAAGGCUGAGUUCAUCGUACACCGCAAGCCGUCCUCCGCGCCCGCGUCCGCCGCCACCGACGACGCGGCGGAGUCCUCGCACCGUGUCGACAGCGAGGUCGGAGAGAAGAAGAACCGCAAGCGGGGCCAGAACAAGGCGCGACAGUUCCACUUCGCCAACGACGACGUCAAGCUCUGCCAAUCCCUCACGCACAUCCCGCGCGAAAGCGCGUUCGAGGCUGCACCGUGCGAGUAUGCAGUCAAUGCUGCCAGGGAGGGGAAGAGUAUCAACAAUAAAUGGCAGAGAGGAGGGAGAGGCGGAAGGAGGGGCGGCAGGGGUGGGAGAGAUCGGAACGACGAGAGGGAGCAGGCGGAACCGGAGGCUGCGGUGGAGGCUACGGCGGAGGAGGCGAAAGCGCCUGCCGCUAAUCCAAAGUGUGCUUUUGCCCACAACCUCCGUGAGUACCUGCAACACAAGGCGAAGGAUAUCGAUGGCGUCUGUCCGCUGUUUGAGGAGCGCGGCUACUGUGCGACCGGUUGGAAGUGUAGAUGGCUGGGUUCGCAUACCAAGGAGGUGGAUGGCGAGCUAUUCCUUGUGGUGGACCAGGACAAGAAGAAGGCGUCAGAGGAGAGGGCUACCAAGCUGAGGGAAGAAAAUAUCAAGAACAGCAAGGCUACCAUUGGCGAAGCGCCUACACAGGAAUGGGAGAAAGACCUUGGGGAGUGCGGAUUCGAUGAUCCCUACGGUGAGGUUGUCAACAACGUGCCCGUAGGACUAAAGAUUGCCAUCAGGAAGAGCCAAUUCCCUCUGAAGAAGAGUAUGGUCUUCAACGAGUGGGUGAAGAAAGAGCAGCAGGAACAGAAAGCGGAUGACAGGGCCGGAUAUGUGGAUCCUCCACCGAAGCCGGAGGAGAAGCGGAAACUCUACAUCGGAAGGGAGACCCCCAUACUAGCUCCUUUGACCACAACCGGCAACAUGCCCUUCCGUCGCCUGUGUGUUGGCCUUGGAGCCGGAUUGACCUACUCGGAGAUGGCCAUGUCCUCGUCCAUCCUCCAGGGCCACAAGCCGGAAUGGGCAUUGAUGCGUGCCCACGUCUCCGAGCUCCCUAACUUCGGAGCCCAGAUCUGUGCCAACAAAGUCGAUCAGGCUAUCCGAACGACAGAGGCCAUCACCAAGCUCUUCCCGACGGCUGCCUCGGGCCGCCAUGGCCUUGCGUUCGUCGACUUGAACUGCGGUUGCCCCAUCGAUCUCAUCUACCAAGCCGGAGGAGGCAGUGCGCUCUUGGACCAACAGAACAAGCUCAUCAAGAUGCUCAAGGGUAUGAACUACGUUUCGGGCGAAACGCCCAUCACCGUCAAGAUCCGCAUGGGAACCAGGGAUAGCCACCCCACCGCCCAGAAGCUCAUUAACAAGGUGAUCGAUCACGGAGACGUCCAGUCCAUCACUCUGCACGGCAGAAGUAGGCAGCAGAGAUACACAAGGAGCGCGAACUGGGAGUACAUCGCUGAGACCUCGGCCCUGAUCAAGUCGGUCAAGGCCCAGAUGGAUGCGAACGCCGACACCGCCGCCGAUAAAGAACGAGCAGAGAAGCCCAAUGUUUACUUUGUUGGCAACGGCGACUGCUACUCGCAUAUCGACUACUACAAUGCUGUCGACAAUUCCGGGGUAGACAGCGUCAUGCUCGCCCGAGGUGCUCUCAUCAAACCGUGGAUCUUUGAAGAGAUCCAGACGGGUCAGUACCUGGAUAAAUCUGCAACGGAGCGUAUGGACCUCGUGCGGGAUUACUGCAAGUACGGACUGGAGGUUUGGGGUGCGGAUGAGUUGGGUGUGGCCACGACCCGGCGGUUCUUGCUGGAGUGGCUUAGCUUUACAUGCCGAUAUGUUCCUAUCGGUAUUCUGGAGAGGCUUCCGCCCAAAAUCAACGACAGACCGCCAUUCUGGAAGGGUAGAAAUGAGUUGGAGACUCUGCUUGGCAGCAGUGACUACAGAGACUGGAUUAAGAUUAGCGAGAUGUUCCUCGGCCCGUGCCCUAAGGACUUUUUCUUCACCCCGAAACACAAGAGCAGUAGUCACGACAACGAGGCUGAGGGUUAA
Tricharina praecox is the source of this 2199-nucleotide messenger RNA. RefSeq lists its product as uncharacterized. Lineage: Eukaryota; Fungi; Ascomycota; Pezizomycetes; Pezizales; Pyronemataceae. Gene Ontology annotation, molecular function: flavin adenine dinucleotide binding; RNA binding; tRNA dihydrouridine synthase activity. The transcript is spliced from 6 exons. Gene Ontology annotation, biological process: tRNA processing. Bases 1 to 2199 code for a protein of 732 amino acids. The record is from RefSeq and is a predicted model, not a curated record.